CAAGCAUGUGAUUUUGAAUUAUUCUGCUUUGAAGUUGAUAAAAAAUAUGAUUUGAAUAGUGAUGAUGCACCAGUAUUAUCACUUGUUAUUGAAGAUAAUGCAGGUUAUAAAACUCCAAUUAUUGAUUGUUUUAUUGAUGAUGGUCAGUUGCCUUCUAUAAAUAAUUACCUGGGUGUAAAACCUAUGACUACAAAUAAUCUUAUGGAACAAAUGAACAAAUCAAUUAAAG
Molecule: messenger RNA, 229 nt
Organism: Cetraspora pellucida
Lineage: Eukaryota; Fungi; Glomeromycota; Glomeromycetes; Diversisporales; Gigasporaceae
Source: the annotation of a GenBank genome assembly